ACGUGGGGUUUUUUAUCUCUUAUUUAUGUCCUCGUUUUUUCUACAUUCCUAAUUUCCAUGAGAAUGUUGUGGACUGCGCUUAUUCAUUUGGUCCUGCCAGCGGUUCUGAUUUCGGGUGAGUUCACAGACCCCCACUGUUCCGGCAAGCAGGUCAUAGUUCAUCUGUUUGAAUGGAAAUGGACGGCCAUCGCAGAAGAGUGCGAGAGAUUCUUGUCAAACAAGGGAUUCUGUGGUGUUCAGGUGUCCCCUCCAAAUGAGCACGUGGUCGUCCACAAAGAGUACGAGCGGCCGUGGUGGGAGAGAUACCAGCCCGUCAGUUACAACCUGACCAGUCGCAGUGGCACAGAGGCAGAGUUCACGGACAUGGUACACAGGUGCAAGGCCGUUGGUGUGAGGAUAUAUGUCGACGCUGUUGUAAACCACAUGGCAGGAAUUGGCAGAUCAGGAGUGGGGACUGCUGGCAGCCAUUUUGACUCUGAUGCCCGCGAUUUCCCAGGAGUGCCAUAUUCUAGACAACACUUCAAUGACAAUCAUGACAAAAGCAGAUGUCACUCUACUGACGGCUAUGUUAAUAACUAUGCAGAUCCUCUAAAUGUUCGCAACUGUUUUCUAGUGGGUCUAACCGAUCUGGAUCAAAGUCAAGCCUACGUCCAGGAUAAAAUCGCUGGAUACUUCAAUCAUCUCAUUGACAUUGGCGUUGCAGGCUUUCGCAUUGAUGCUGCUAAACAUAUGUGGCCUGGCGACAUCAGAGCUAUUCAGGACAAGACAAAGAAUCUUCCAGAAGGAGGGAAAACAUUUUUCUACCACGAGGUAAUCGACCAGAACGAUGGCGCUGUCAAAGUAAACGAGUACAUACCUCUGGGAUAUGUAUCUGAGUUCAGGUUUUGCCAGAAGAUCGCGUGGGGUACUAGGGACUUUGGCAGAUAUGGAGAAGUUAUAGACUAUGGGUGGGGAAUGACACCUUCCGAUCACGCCUUUGUCUUCGUGGAUAAUCAUGACAACCAAAGGGGUCACGGCGGAGGUGGCAACCAAAUUACUCACAAAACUCCAAGAGAUUAUAAAUUCGCCGUAGCGUUCAUGUUGGCGUACAAUUAUGGAUUUACCAGGAUCAUGAGCAGCUACUUUUUCGACAAUACCGACCAAGGUCCUCCAGCAGACAAUAACUAUAUGACCAAGGAUGUUCCAAUUAAAGCAGACGGUAGCUGUGGUAACGGGUGGGUGUGUGAGCACAGAUGGGAUCCAAUAGCCAACAUGGUGGCCUUCAGAAACGCCGUCGUUGGCACCGACAUACAACACUGGUACGACGACGGUAACAUCGUCGCGUUUGCGCGAGGUGACAAAGGAUUCUUUGUUCAGUCAAAGAAUGGAAACAUCGACCAGACGUUUAUCACGGGACUUCCGGCUGGCCAAUACUGUGACCUCAUUCACGACUGCCAACAGAAAAUAACAGUCGAUGGAUCGGGCAGGGCGCACAUCCGGGCCAUAAGCACAGAUGAACCAAUUGUUGCUUUUGUUACAGGAGGUCCAGGUGGUCCGAUCCAUUUCAGGAAUCCAACCCCAGCUCCAGGAACAUCGCAUCUCUUGAUGACUGGCCAACCAUUGCCAACAGCGCCCUCUAGUUUCACACAUACCGUGAUUCUCGUUGAGAAACAGACAGCACCAGGACAGGAUCUCUUCAUCAGAGGUGGAAUUGAUCACAACAACAUGUCGGGUUGCUCCACGAAUGCCCAGACGAGCGCCUGUGCUAUCCCGAUCAGACACCGCCAGCUGGGCUCGAGUCUGCACUUCGCCAAGGUGAACGUCUGGUCGGUGGGGGACUCCCACCUCGACUGGUACGGCACCGAGUCUGGCCAGGGCUCGUACCGCGGUCGUCUGGCGGACGGCACUCCAGCCUUGUGGACAACCAACAGACACGGUCAUGUCGGACACAGCUCGUACAAUAGAUUUGGAGAUCACUACUGGCUUGUGGGUGUGGACAUGGAUUGCUCUCGUACAAGGAACGGAUUCUUCGAGGUCAAGGCCAUCGUGAACGGCGUCUGGGAACACGACGGCUUGGGAGGACGUCGUUGUUCAGGUGUCGGGGCCGCCGAUCCGCCGUACUCCUCGGCUAACCACUGGGCCAGAUGUGGAUUCGUUAACAUCUUCCAUUUUGGAUCUGAAAGAUGUGAAAUCGACCCGCUGACAGCAUGAUGAUGCGGUACACUUUCAGAGUAGCAUUGUUAUUUAUUUUGUGAAUUAAUUAAUUCACUUUUAUCACUGUG
Messenger RNA from Gigantopelta aegis, 2261 nucleotides. Its product is annotated as alpha-amylase-like. The transcript has 7 exons. Bases 58 to 2190 code for a protein of 710 amino acids. The record is from RefSeq and is a predicted model, not a curated record. Gene Ontology annotation, biological process: carbohydrate metabolic process. NCBI's taxonomy places the organism in Eukaryota, Metazoa, Mollusca, Gastropoda, Neomphalida, Peltospiridae. Gene Ontology annotation, molecular function: alpha-amylase activity; cation binding.